AUGUUUUGGACAUUCUUUAUUAGUUUUCUUCUCAUCAUUACAACAUCGUCAUCUCAUAUUGAUAUUAAUGAUGAAAAUAAACCAAUAAUCGAAGCAUUAAAUACGAAUGUAACAGUAACUAGUGGACAUAAAGCAAUAUUAAUAUGUACAUUCGAUAGUACAAAUAACGAUCUAUCACUUUCAUCAUCACAUCAAUUAAUAUGGAUUCGACAGAAUUAUGAAUCAAAUAAUGCUGAUUCAUUACUAGCACAUAAUCAAGAUUUAUUAAUAUCUGAUUAUCGUUUAAUUGUUCAACGUACGGAUACAUUUUAUUCAUUAACAAUAACUGAUGUUAAUAUUGAUGAUGAAGGAAUAUAUGCCUGUGAAGUCAAUACUCAACCACCACAAAAAGCAUUCGUUCAUCUAUAUGUUCAAGCACAAUUAGAAUCAAAAGCUUUGGUUCAUCCAGAAUUUUAA
Adineta steineri is the source of this 456-nucleotide messenger RNA. Lineage: Eukaryota; Metazoa; Rotifera; Eurotatoria; Adinetida; Adinetidae. The record is from the annotation of a GenBank genome assembly.